GGGGUGCCCCAGAUGUAAAUCCGACCCAUUUCGUACGACAUCGUUUCCUUUCCCCUAUCACCAUUAAUAAGCUUCCCAGAUUUGAAUGAAUAGCAAUCAAUCCGCUGAGCGUUGACAGUUGAGAAUCAAAGAAUGUGAUACUGUUGACUGUUCUGUGGCAGAUCUAAUAAGUUUUAAAGCUUUUUGAAGUGCUUCAAUGGCUGGAGUUUUAUCUGCUCUUAGACGUGUAUAUCUCACCCUUUACAAUUGGACUGUCUUUUUUGGAUGGUUUCAAGUGUUUUAUCUUGCUGUGAAAACACUGAAAGAGUCAGGGCAUGAACAUGUUUAUGAUGCUGUAGAAAAGCCUCUGCUUUUAGCUCAAACCGCUGCCAUUUUAGAGAUUCUUCAUGGUUUAGUGGGUCUGGUAAGAUCUCCAGUAUCAGCUACUCUUCCACAGAUAAGUUCAAGAUUAUAUGUAACCUGGGGUAUUUUAUGGAGUUUCCCUGAGCUCCGGUCUCAUAUACUUGUCAGUUCUCUAGUGAUUAGCUGGUCUAUAACGGAGAUCAUCCGAUAUUCAUUCUUCGGGACAAAAGAGGCAUUCGGUUCUGCACCUUCCUGGCUCUUGUGGCUAAGGUAUAGUACUUUCAUGUUGCUGUAUCCUACUGGCAUCACAAGUGAAGUUGGUUUAAUAUAUAGCGCCCUGCCUUACAUCAAGGGAUCUGAGAAGUAUUCUCUUAGGAUGCCAAACAAAUGGAACUUCUCUUUCGAUUACUAUUAUGCAGGACUUGUUGCCCUCGGUAUCUAUGUCCCAGGUAGUCCUCACAUGUAUGGUUACAUGCUCGGACAGAGAAAGAAAGCUCUCUCCAAAUCGAAAAAGGAGUAGACUUGAUCAAGAUCUAGCUAUUAGGGAUUGUAUUUUUGCAAGUGAUUUAUUCUGAAUCAAUGUAUUGCAUCUGUUUUCAUGUUUAUUUUAUUGAUUUAAACAAUAGAACAAUUUGCAUUUCUCUUCUAAAAACCUAGUGGUUUAAUGAAAAAUCACUUACAGAU
Messenger RNA from Nicotiana attenuata, 1026 nucleotides. Its product is annotated as very-long-chain (3R)-3-hydroxyacyl-CoA dehydratase PASTICCINO 2-like. Gene Ontology annotation, molecular function: 3-hydroxyacyl-CoA dehydratase activity. Gene Ontology annotation, cellular component: endoplasmic reticulum membrane. The record is from RefSeq and is a predicted model, not a curated record. NCBI's taxonomy places the organism in Eukaryota, Viridiplantae, Streptophyta, Magnoliopsida, Solanales, Solanaceae. The transcript is spliced from 10 exons. Gene Ontology annotation, biological process: sphingolipid biosynthetic process; fatty acid elongation; very long-chain fatty acid biosynthetic process. Bases 197 to 862 code for a protein of 221 amino acids.